Hydra vulgaris (swiftwater hydra) is the source of this 3003-nucleotide messenger RNA. RefSeq lists its product as uncharacterized. The record is from RefSeq and is a predicted model, not a curated record. Lineage: Eukaryota; Metazoa; Cnidaria; Hydrozoa; Anthoathecata; Hydridae.
AUAUUUUAAAUGACUGUGUUGUAGAAAACCAACUUGGUAACAAACAGUAAAAAAGAUAAUGUUAACAGGUAAAAAUCAUGAUUAGGACCCUGGAAUCUGAAAGAUGAUACUAAAACAGAAGUUUUUAAUUUGGUGUUUAUAUCUCAAGCAAGCGGUAUUGUUUGAGCCUAAAUAAUGGAAGAUUAUCAAAAAUAUGAAUGCUUGAAUAAUAUGUGCUAUCCAUAAUGAUAACCAGAUAUGGUUAGGUUUUCAAAGCGAUCUGUUUCUCGUAACGAAAUAAUAAAAUCUGAUGAUGAAAAUGUUGAACUAAGCAUUCUAACAAAACAGUUUAAACCAUUAUUAAAAGAAAAGCAAAAUGUUUUGUUUAUAGUCAUUUCGUUACUUCUUCUAAUAGUUGGCAUUGUUUUAAUAAUAUUAGCAAAAACUAAGUUGAAUCAGUGUGAACCUUUAAAAGACGCUCCAACAACAACAUUUACCAAAUUAAAAACAUUUGAUCCUUGUGAGUAUUCCCAAGAGGCUAAACGAAUAAAACUUGGGGAUUUUUUGUUCAAAGUUCGCGAUCAAUAUCACGAUGUUUUUCCUGAAGAAACUGCAUGGCACCCAAAUCUUUCUGAAGAGAUGCUUAUUCAAAAGUUUAAAAUGUAUGACCCUCGUCCAGAAAAUGUUAAAAAAGUGACUGACACUGCAUACUCACUUUUAAAUGAAGCAAAAAGUUUAAACCCAGACCUCUCACUUUUAAAACCUAGAGAGCACAAAUCAUACCUGAGAGUAAGACAUUUUUUGGAAAAUAUUUUUGCAAAUCCAAAUCUUAAUUAUUAUUUGGGAUUGUGGAUGUUGGGACCAUCCUCAUUUUGUACUGAACCAAUUUGUCACGUUGGUUACAGUUUGUAUAAUGCUGUUGGUUCCAUGAUACCUUCAGAUGAAAAAGGGAUUGAACUAGUGAUAUUACAUUUAAAGCAAUUCAACCAGACAGUUUAUCAGUAUAUUGAUGUUUUAAGAAUGGGGAUUGAAAGAGGCAUGGUUCGAACACUAAUUGAAUGUCAAGCAGGAAUAGAUGCAAUUAAAGUAAAUCACAUUAAUAUAAGUCAAAAUGGUGCCACUGGCAUUGUGAGAGAAUGGUAUGUUUCUAAAUUUUAUAUAUCAAGUUUUUAUCACAAUAUUUCAAAUGAAUUAACAAAGAAGUACAUUGAAAAGCACAAAAAGAAUGUAACUGAAUAUAUACAAGAUGCUGUUCAAGUAUAUGUUGGCAAUUCAUUAAAGAUUUUACUUGAUUACUUGGAAUUCGAUCAUUAUUUAUACUGUCGUCCUGACAAUAUAGGUGGUGCUGGUCUUUCUGCACUACCAUUGAGUUUUAUUUAUUACAAUGGUUCAUUAACGACUAAUAAAACAAUUAAAUAUCUACCUUUUUGCAAUGAAGAAAAAUGCAUACUAAAUGGUAGUAAAGCAUAUGAACAAGUUAUUGGUUACUACACUACCAAAGAUAUUCAUCCAACUGAAGUAAACAAGCUAGGAUGGGAAAAUUUAAACCGUCUUUAUCCUCAGGUUAUUGAAAUAGCAACAAAAGAAACAAAUGAAAUAAACAGCACUUUAGCAGUUGAAAAGUUUAAGAUUUUGUUAAAAAAUUUAUCUCUAAGUUUCUUUCAUGAUGAGCCACUUCCAGAAAAUGAGACUCGUGGAGAUGCAUUUAAAAACUGUGCAACAGCUGCAACUGCUGAAAUACAUUGUCCAACAAGAUGGAAAGCUAUGAUGAAGUGGUUUGAAUUUGCUCAGAUGACUAUGAGCAUUCAUGAUCCAAACACAGUUGACUUUUUUUAUUUUACUGGAGAUCGACAUAGCACUCCGAAUUGCCCGGUAAAGCUUCAAAUUGAUUUCAAUCCAUCACAAGGCGCUCAAAGUUAUGACAGUAGCGAUGGAAAUUGUUCCUUUCCCUGUCGUUAUAACAUUCCCUUUUUUCUUGAAAACCUUGGUCCAAAAUUUUCUGAAUAUUCAGUUAAUGCUCAUGAAGCAAGGCCUGGACAUCACACUCAGGUGCAAGGGUUAAACGAACAUUUUCGUGAUAAAUGUAAUGGUCCUGAAUCAUGGCUCGAUGACAAAACAUAUUAUACAGCAUUCACAGAAGGUUGGGGGCUUUACGCUGAAAAUCCUCUUAUUGCACAAGACACUAAUAUUUAUGAAGAUAAUUUAAUGCAAAAAUAUGGCAUGUUAAAAUGGCAGAUAUGGCGUGCACUACGUCUUAUAGUAGACACAGGUAUUCAUUACAAUGGCAUGAGCCGAAUUGAAGCAUUAGAAUUAUUUUCAAAAUAUGCAUGGGACGAUAGUGAUCUUACAGCAAAAGAGGUAACACGCUACCAAAGUAAUUUUGGCCAGGCUCUCGCUUAUAUGAUUGGACAACUUGACAUUUGGUCUUUACGAAACUUGACCGAAAAAAAAUUAGGAGUUAUGUAUGAUAUAAAGGAAUUUCAUCUUCAAGUUCUCUCUCAAGGAUCUUCUCCAUUGCAGUAUCUGCACAGUUAUAUAAAUAAAUACAUUGAGUGUAAACAGGCCCCUGAGCGAGAAUACUGUAAUAUAGUGUUAAAUCCUACACUUGCAAGUGGUAAUAUUCGAUCUUUUGCUAGAAAUGAAAACAUUAGGUGGCCUCAGCAGAGACAUUAUAUUUGAAUUGAAAACAUUAGGUGGCCUCAGUAGAGACAUUAUAUUUGAACUAUAAUUGACAAAAUGGUUUUGUUGUAAGUUUGAAGUAUGAUCAAGUCUAAUUCGCGAAGUUGAAUAUAGUGAAGACGUUUAAAUCUAAGCAUAAAGAAAAACUUGCUGAUGAAACAUUUCUUGCUGUGUUUUUUUUUUUUUUUUUUUUAGAUUAACAAUUUAUCCUAUCAAUUUUUUGAAACGACUAUUUUGCAGAUAAAUUAUAGAAAAAAUUAUUUAUGCCAACAAAUCAAAUAAUAGCAGCAAAUGUAAAUAAACUAACUUAUUGUGAUUAACUUUGUCCUUUUUUUACAGUUUAAA